AUGCUCCCGAGACGGCGGCGAGCGCGGGUCGGGUCCCCGGGGGCCGCCGCCCCCUCCGCGGCGCGCUUCCCCGGCGUGGCCAUCUACUUGGCCGAGCCGCGCAUGGGCCGCAGCCGCCGGGCUUUCCUCACGCGCCUGGCGCUCUCCAAGGGCUUCUGCGUCCUGGACGCCUACAGCCCUGAGGUGACACAUGUGGUGAUGGAGCAGACUUCAGCAGAGGAGGCCAUCUGCUGGCAGGAGCGCAUGGCAAUGGCCCCUCCCCCAGGUUGCACUCACCCAGCGCUGCUGGACAUAAGCUGGUUCACAGAGAGCAUGGCAGCUGGGCAGCCUGUACCUGUGGAGUGCCGGCACCGCCUGGAGGUGGCCGUGCCCAGGAAGGGGCUGCCAAGCCCAGUGUGGAUGCUGCCCUAUGCGUGCCAGCGACCCACACCCCUCACACACCACAACACCAGCCUCUCGGGCCCCUCCCUGCAGGAGGCUCUGGAGACGCUGGCAGAGGCAGCGGGCUUUGAAGGCAGUGAAGGCCGCUUCCUGGCCUUCUGCAGAGCAGCCUCGGUGCUCAAGGCCCUUCCUAGCCCCAUUACAGCCCUGAGCCAGCUGCAGGCGCUGCCCCACUUUGGAGAACACUCCUGCAGGGUCGUCCAGGAGCUGCUGGAACAUGGAGUGUGUGAGGAGGUGGAGACAGUCCGGCUCUCAGAGAGGUACCAGACCAUGAAGCUCUUCACCCAGAUCUUCGGGGUCGGAGUAAAGACUGCGGACCGGUGGUACUGGGAAGGGCUGCGGACCCUGGAGGACCUCCAAGAGCAGCCCCAAAGACUGACGCAGCAGCAGAAAGCAGGACUCCAGCACCACCAGGACCUGGGUGCCCUGGUCCAACGGCCCGACGUGGAGGCCCUGCAGCAGGUGGUGGAGGCAGCUGUGGGGCAGGCCCUUCCUGGGGCCACUGUCACGCUGGCCGGCGGCUUCCGGAGGGGGAAGUUGCAGGGCCACGACGUGGACUUCCUCAUCACCCACCCCCAGGAGGGCCGGGAGGCGGGGCUGCUGCCCAGAGUGAUGUGCUGCCUGAAAAAGCAGGGCCUUGUCCUGUACCACCAGUACAGCCGCCGUGAAGACCCCAGCCACCUGACCCAGCAGAGCCACACGAUGGAUGCCUUUGAGAGGAGUUUCUGCAUUUUCCGCCUACCACAACCCCCAGGGGCUGCUGUCGGGGGCCCCCGGUGGCCCUGCCCUGCCUGGAAGGCUGUGCGGGUGGACCUGGUGGUUGCCCCCAUCAGCCAGUUCCCCUUUGCCCUGCUUGGCUGGACUGGCUCCAAGCAUUUCGAGCGGGAGCUGCGCCGCUUCAGCUGGAAGGAGAGGGGGCUGCAGCUGAGCAGCCAUGGGCUGUUUGAUCCAGAGCAGAAGACGUUUUUCCAUGCGGCUUCAGAGGAAGACAUCUUCAGACAUCUGGGCCUUGAGUACCUUCCCCCAGAGCAGAGAAAUGCCUGAUCCUAUCCGCUGGCCCCACUUUCACUCUGGAAACACGGGGCUGCUUUGCAAGGCAGACCGUAUGGAUGCCCUCGGCCACUGAAUAUCUGCAGACAGAAGAUGCACUGCUGCCCCAAGUCCUCACCCCUCCCAAGUGGGAGCCCCACCUGUGUGGACCACCACUCCCUCACCCACACCCAGUCAAAGAUGUAAUAAAAUGAGCACAUGGGACGAACCAGGCUCUAUUUUCUGAA
Messenger RNA from Ceratotherium simum simum (southern white rhinoceros), 1718 nucleotides. The record is from RefSeq and is a predicted model, not a curated record. Lineage: Eukaryota; Metazoa; Chordata; Mammalia; Perissodactyla; Rhinocerotidae.